AUGGUGCGUGGUGCGCAGCCCGAUGCGGUCGCGCCAACGAGACUCGCGCUGCAGGCCGAGGCGGAGGCGGCGGGCUGGGCGCACUCGGUGGCCGUGGCGCUCACCAGCGGCGGCGAUAGUGACGGCGGCGGUGCCGGUGGCGGCGACGCGGUGGCGGUGCGACGCGCGGCGAUCACAGCGCAGCUGAGGGGCGCGGCAUCCCACGCAAAGCGCGUCGAGCGUCUGCAGCGGCUGCUGUGGCUGCGGUGGUCCGACGACUGGGCAGGCGAGGCGGCGCUUCCCCGCACCGCCACAACACGGGGCCUGAUGUCAUCAGACGAAGACUCGACGCUGGCGGUGGCGGUGCCGCCGUGCGAGCUGAUCCCGCUGGACGCGGCCGACGGCGUCAUCGAGGCGGCGCCGGAGGAGGUGCGCCGCCACGUGGUGGAGUCGUACCUCCCGAAGAAGCUCUCCAGCUACCUCGGCAUCCCCUCCCUCGCCAGCCGCCCCGGAGGUGGCACUGGCGGCGCCAGCGCUGGCGCCGGAGGCUCCUCCGCGGCCGCCAGCAAUACAGGUGGCUGCGGCAAUGGCGCCGGCGGCGGUGCGACGGCGGCGGAGACGACCGUCAUCCACGUACCGCCAAAGUACAUGCACAGCGAGGGGAAGCUGCUCGGCGAGUGGGAGGAGGUCGCACGGAGAUUCGGCACGAUCGACCUGCGCGUCGACCUGCAGCCGAGGCUCGCGCCGCCCGCCACGCACGACGACCACCACGGCGACAGCCGCCACGCGCUCUGGAUGGUGCAGUAUGGCAUCGUCCGCGGGUCCAAGAAGAGCUCGCCGGUGGGCGCGGGCGACGGUACGGCGGGCGCGUACGCGGCGGUGCUGAUGGCGACGGGCGUCGACUUCUCGGUGGCCGAGCUGUUCGAGGCGUUCGCGCUCAGCUUCGAGCUGCGCUGCUUUGUUCGGAUGGAGCGGCCUGGCAGCGGCACUCCUCAGGCCACGGCAGCAGCGGCUGCGAAGACACCGGUGGUGUCGGCGGCGACUGCGAAGGCAGCCACUGCUGUUCAGCCCAGCUGCACACCAGACGCCGCCUCCGCCGCCGUGCCACCCCCGGCCGAGGGAUGGCGCAUCUUCUGCGAUCUCGACGGCGUCCUCGCCGACUUCGACGCCGGCGUGUCCGCGGCGGCCGCCGACGCGGGCAUGCGUGCCGCGGCGGCCGACCCAACGUGUCUCAGCACCGAGGGGCUGUGGAGGCUGGUGGGACGGCGCAAGGGCUUCUUCGAGAAGCUUCCGUGGAUGGAGGAUGGGCGGGAGCUCUGGGGCGCGCUGAGCGGCGCGGCGGCAGCGACGGCAGCGGCAGCGGCGUCCUCAUCGUCGUCGCCUGAAAAGGGCGGCCAUGGUGGUAGCAGCAGGGCGGGCGCGCUGCCGGCGGGAGCAAAGGUGGCGUCGCUGGUGGUGCUGACGGGGCUGCCGGCAGGUAAGCUCGGCGCGCAGGCGCGCAAGCAGAAGGAGGCGUGGUGCCGGCGCGAGCUCGGCGCCGAGGUCGAAGUCAUCUGCUGCACGAGCCGCGAGAAGUGGAGGUUCAGCGACGGCGCCAACUCGGUCCUGAUCGACGACCGGCCCCACGACAAGCGCGCCGCGUGGGAGAGGACGGGCGGCGCCUUCGUGCACCACGUCUCGACAGCGGAGACGCUCUCGCAGCUGCGUCGGCUGAUGGGCGGCGGCGGCGGCUGUGCUGGUGGUGUCGGUGACGGUGGUGCUGGUGGUCCUGUUGGCGCGGCGGCGGCCGUCGUGGGCGCGGCGGCAUCGCGACAGCAGCAUUCCUCCGCGGCGCCGCCACCGCUGCAGCCUGCGAUGAAGGCGCGUGCAACGGGCGCGCUAGCGGCGGGCGUGGCGGCGGCGCCCACCUUCGCCGUCGACCCGUCUCGCAUCGUGGUCGUGCGUGUGGGCGACACGCCCGCCGAGGAGGCCAUGGCGGCCACGCUUCGCGGCGCCGUCGAGGCGGCGACGCCCGCCGUCGGCAUCGACGUCGAGUGGCGCCCUGACGACUGGGGCGGCGGGCGGCGCGGCGGGCGGCCCAACCCCGCGGCGCUGCUGCAGAUCGCUGUGCCGCGCGCGACCUCGGUCGCCGUCGACGUCGGCGGCGUGACGCAGGCGGAACGCGUCUUCCUCCUCCACCUUGGCGACGGCAGCGUUGGCCGCGUGGGUGAGACGCUGCGAUCGGCGCUGCUUGCUUUGCUCGGCAGCGAGGCGGUGGCCAAGCUCGGCUACGGCUUCGACGAGGACGUGGCGAGGCUGAGCGCGGCGCUGCGUUGCCGCCUCGUCGUCCGCAGUGUCGUCGACCUGCAGCAGAUCUACGCUACUUCCGCCAAGCUCGAGCUGCCGCCGCUGCACGCGGCGUGUUGGGCGGUGCUGGGCGCGAAGCUCGACAAGUCGAAGCUGCUGCAGUUCUCCGACUGGCGGAGCUGGCCGCUCUCGGGCGCGCAGGUGGGCUACGCGGCGGCGGAUGCCGACGUGCUGAUCGCGAUCGCGCGCGGCCUCUUCGGGCCGUCGCCGGCGUUGAUGAGGGCGUGGGCGUCGGCCGUCGCGGCGGGGACGGGCGGCGCGUGGCGGGAACCGGCGGACGAUGCGGAAGACGAGGAGGAGCAGGGCGAGGAUGAUGGUGAGGAGGGUGGCGAGGAGGGUGGCGAGGAGGAGGAGGAGGAGGGUGACGAGGAGGAGCCGCGCAUGUCGCCUGCUGCUCCUCUGCCGCCGCCGCCGCCGCUGCAGUUCGCCGCGGAGGUCGCGCAGGCCGCGUACGCCGGCGUCUUCCUCGAUGCCGCCAGCGUCGCGCUGCUGUCGUCGCGGAUGCCGCCCAAGCACGGCAGCAUCCCAGCCCAGCCGCACCUCACGCUCGCGCACAAGCCGAACGCGAGCACGACCCGCGCGCUGCGGCCGUGGGUGGGCACCACCGUCGAGCUGAUCCUGGGCGGCGAGGCGCACGACGCGCAGGGCCACGCGGUGCGCGUGGUGGGCGUGGCGCCGCCGCACGCCGAGCUGCUGUCGCUCUGCGAGAACGCGCACCCGCACGUGACCCUCUCGAGCGCCAUCGGCACGCCGCACGUCUACUCGAACGCACUGCUGGAGACGGCUGCGGCCAAGGCUUGUGCUUCUGACUCCACCGAUGGCGCCACCGCAACUGCUGCUGGAGUGGAUGGUGGCGCGGUGGUCGUGGUGCGUGGCACGGUGGGCUUCGUGCUGCAGGCGGCGGACAUCGGGCUGGGCGCGCUCCCCGCCAAGCUGCGUCAGCAGAUCGAGGACUUUGUCGACGACGCCCACCCGGGCUCCAAGCUGCGCCUCAAGCCCGAGCAGCUCGACGCGAGGGAGCGGCACCUGGUGCACGCGUACGCGGAGAGCUGCGGAGUGAUGAGCGAGAGCACGGGGAAGAAGGGCAAGGGCGCCGCCGACCAGCGCCGGCUGACGCUGACGAUACCGCUGCGCGGCAAGAAGAAGGUCGACGCGGGUGGUGGUGCCGACGGCGGUGGCGGCGCGGGAGGCACGAUUGUGGCGCAUGCGGGUGACCUCGACAAAACCAAGGGCAAGAAGAGGGCGGCAGGCGCGGGUGGCGGCAGCAGUGGCGGCACGCGGAGCGAGCAGCGGCAGCUGGUGACGGACGGAGCGCAGCUCGAUCGGCUGCUGCAGCUGGCGCCGCUGGUUGCUGGCGAGUGCGGCGACGGCGACGGCGACGGCCUCUCUGGUGCUGGUGGCGGCGCGGGCGCGUUUGCGACGCUCGAGGAGGCGCUGCGCGGGCUGAGCGGCAGCACGCCGGCGCUGCUUCCGCUGUGCCGCGCGCUGGAGGCGCUCGGCGAUGCUGCCGGAGCGGUGGCGCAGGAGGCAGGGGAGGCACCAACGGACGCCUCCAUUGGCACGCUUCCCAUCGGCCGCGACGGCCUGCUCGCAUUCGAGGAGACCAACCAGCUUGCCGAUCGCAAGGUCAUCAUCUUGGACGUGGAUGGCGUGCUGCAUCCCUUCUCGUCCACAUCGCCCUUCAGCGCGCCAUGCAUGGCGGCGCUGCGCAGCGUCGUCGAGCAGACGGGCGCGGCCCUCGUGCUCUCGUCGUCGUGGCAGGGCCUGCCGAGCACCGUCGCAAAGGUGAACGCUGCACUCGAGGCGCAUGGCCUGCCACGCGUGAGUGCGCAGACGGUCUGCCCGAACGAGGCCGGGUACGCGAGCACUGGCGCAGACGCCAGGAGCCGUGCGAGCGAGAUUCUCCGCUGGGUGGAGGCCAAUGCGGACCGCUGCACCGGCGGCUGGGUUGCCAUCGACGACAUGCACCUGCAGAGGCUGCUGCCCGGCGGCAACUUCGUGCGUACCGAGGCCGAGGUUGGCCUGACGGAAGCCAACGCAUGGUCCGCAGUCAUGAUGCUCGGCGGCUCGUCUGCAAAAGAGCAGCGCACUGGCAGCGAGGAGGAGGGCAAGGGCGAGGAGGAUGAGGAGAGCGAGGAGAGCGAGGAGGAUGAGGAGGGCGAGGAGGGUGGCGAAGGCGGUGUCGCCUUCAUCAUGCGCGGCCUGCCCGGCAGCGGCAAGUCCAGCCUCGCCACGCGGCUCGCCGCCGCAUGGCGCCACGCCCACCUCAACCUCCGCCACCACGCCGACGACGACGCCGACGACGACGAGAGCGUGGCUCUCUGCAGCGCCGACGCCUUCUUCGCCGCCGGCGGCCACCUGACGCGCGAGCAGCGCCGGGAGUGCGGCGGCGACGCGAAGCUGCUGUACGCGCGCUCCUGGGACGCCUCGCUGCUGCAGCACGCGCACACGGCGUGCCGCGCAACCUUCGACGCCGCGCUGGGCCGCACUGCGCCUCUCGUGAUCGUCGACAACGUCAACGCGAAGCGGGAGCAGUACGCGUACUAUUCGCGCAGGGCGAGGCGCGCGGGCUACGCGGUGGUGGUGCUCGAGGUGGUGUGCCCCCCGGGGGAGGCGGCGCUGAGGGCCUUCCACGAGCGCAACGCGCACGGCGUGCCAAUGAAGGCGAUGCAGCUGAUACGCGCCAAGUGGGAGCACGACGACAGCGCAGCACGCAUUCUCCCGCACGGCGUGACCGCUACUGCGGGUGAGGCGGGUGGUGCUACUGCGGUGGCGGCGAUGCAGGCGGCGGCGGCUGCGACGGUGGGCCAGCCGCGAGAGUCGCUGCUGCGCUGGCUGAGCCGCAACCAGUGCGUGCACUACUCGCACUCCCGCGCCAAGACGCACCUGCUGAUGGCCGUCAACGGCGAGGCGGCGGCCUUCGUCAACAUUCCACCCGCGCUGCGCGGCGACUUCCAUGCAGUGUACGCGGCCGACGCGACGCCCAAGUACGUGUGCGAGCUGCACCAGAAGAAGUUCCGUCUGUACCUCGACAUCGACCUCGAGGUGCGGGAAGGCGAGGAGCUGCUGAGCCGCGCGGCCCAGCUGGAGCUCGCGGCGUGCCUGCGCGAGGUGCUGGGCAGGCAGGAGUUUGAGGACAUCGUCACGGACGCCGACGCGCCGGUUGUCGUCACCGCGGCGCGGCCCACGCCCGUCGCGGCGGCCGCCAAGGGUGCCGGUGCCGGUGGUGGCGCCAGCGGCAGCGGCAGCGGCGGCGGCAAGGUGCGGCUUGGCAUCCACCUGCACGUGCCCGGCUCGCAGUGCAGCACGGGCGACGCGCUGGCGGUGCGCCAGGCGCUCGUCGACAUGCUCUCCGGCGGCUGGUCCUCUGGCUCCGGCUCCGGCUCUGGCUCCCGUGCCGGCUCCGGCUCCCGUGCCGGCUCCGGUGCGGCGCCGCCGGCGCUGCGCGCGUGGCGGCCGCUUGGGAGCGUCGACUGGGAAACCGCGCUCGACAGGCAGGUCUACGGCGCGGGCUGCGGGCUGCGGAUGCUCGGAUCGCUCAAGGCGAAGAAGGGCGUGCGCGUCGGCGAGGGACGCCCGUACGCGCUCGUCGGCGGCGUCGGGCGCGGUGGCGAGGAGGUGGGUCUGGGAGAGGCCGCGCGCGACCCGGCGGCGCUGCUCGAGCUGGUGAGCAUGCAUUUGCCGAUCGGGGCGCGCGUGAGCUCACAGGUCAGGCUGAUAAGGCCUGGCUACGCGACCAUCGAGGUCGACCUGAAGCACGAGAAGGCCGCGGGCGACCGCGAGUCUGUGCAGGCGGCGGAGCGCUCGUUCAUCGAGCGCACCGCGCCGCGGAAGAAGGAGGAGCUGACAGAGGAGCAGAAGGAUGCUCGGGCCGCGGCUCGCAGGGCCAAAAAGGCCCGGCAGAAGAAGAACAAGGCGGAGAAGGCUGCGGCGGCGGCGGCUGCGAGCGAGGCCGAGCGUGCGGGCUACCCGUACGCGCAGCUGCGCGAGAACGCCAUGUUCGUGAUGGAGGGCCUGGAGGCUGCGGCGCAGGCGGCGCGCAUCCCCACCGGGUCCAAGAUUCAGGUCGCCUACUCGCUCCCUCCCGAGGGGGGCAGCGGGUUCGGCGACAUGGUGUACGCCACGGUCCCUAUGGGCACCGUGGCGACGAAGGUUGCCCGGGACUGGCUCGCUAGCGAGCUCUACGAGCCGUCCCGGCGAGGCAAAAUUGAUGCGGCCUACAGGGACCGAAAGGUUGCCGAGCUGAUCACGGCUGCCGGCGCCUCGGCGCCAGCCGACGCCGUGUUCGGCGGCAGGUUCGCGACGGGCGAGACGCCCCGCCCGACGACCUCCGCUUCCGAGGCGGACGAGGGCGACGGCGGCGAUGGCGGGGCCGAGAGCAUGUCCUUUGACUUAUUCUAG
Molecule: messenger RNA, 6726 nt
Organism: Emiliania huxleyi CCMP1516
Lineage: Eukaryota; Haptophyta; Isochrysidales; Noelaerhabdaceae
Exons: 2
Coding region: 1-6726 (2241 amino acids)
Biological process (GO): nucleobase-containing compound metabolic process
Molecular function (GO): nucleic acid binding; 3'-5' exonuclease activity
Source: RefSeq, a predicted model, not a curated record